AUGAGCGAACAGCUUGGUAAGGCCGCCGCCGCGGCGCGCGGCCUACGGGCCGCAUAUCGAAGAAGAGGCCGAGAGGAGCUGUAUCCCAUGGUGCCGUGGAAAUACGACCUCUUCCUCUGGGUCAUGGGCGUGCUGGUCGACCUCUUCUUCCGCGAGGUUCACCCUCGAGGCACGUGGAAGGUCCCACGGACCGGUCCCGUCCUCUUCGUCGCCGCGCCGCAUGCCAACCAGUUCGUUGACGCCCUCGUGCUGUACCGAACCCUACGCAACGAGGCCGGCCGUCGCGUGAGCCUGCUGAUUGCCCAGAAAUCUGUUCACGGCUUCAUCGGCUGGGGCUCGCGCCAGGUCGGCUCCGUGCCUGUUGGCCGCCCUCAGGAUGCCGCGAAGCCUGGCUCCGGCACCAUCUACCUGCCCGACCCUGACAACGACCCGACGCUGAUUCGCGGCGUCGGUACAAAGUUUGGCGAGGGCGAGGGCGAGGUCGGCGGCAUGCUGUUCCUGCCCUCGACCAAGGGCCACACGGGCGCCAGCAUUGACAUUGCCGAGAUCAUCAGCCCCGAGGAGAUUCGCAUCAAGCGCGCGUUCAAGGGCAAGAUUCCCAUGCGCCAGCUGACGGGCCGUGACGACGGGCCGGCAGCGACUCUCGGAGGAGUUCCAAGGCACAAAGACCCCGACAUUGGGCUCAAGAUUGUGCCGGUCGGCAUGAACUACUUCCACGCGCAUAAGUUCCGGUCGCGGGCUGUCAUUGAGUUUGGCGCGCCGUACGAGAUCCCGAAGCGCAUCAUCGACAUGUAUCGCAACAACCAGAGACGCGAGGCGAUUGGCGAGCUCCUCGACACAACGCACCAGAUUCUCAGCGCCGUCACCGUCUCGACACCCGACUACGACACGCUCAUGCUCAUUCAGGCGGCGCGGCGGCUCUACAACCCCACUGGCAAGAAGCUGCCGCUGCCGGUGGUUAUUGAGCUCAACCGGCGACUGGCGCUGGGCUACGAGCGGUACAAGGAUGACGAGCGCAUCGUGCACCUGUCCAAGGCGGUCAAGGAGUACAACCGGCAGCUGCGCUACGUCAACCUGCGCGACCACCAGGUGCAGUAUGGCAAAAUGUCGACGCCCAAGGUCAUCCUGACGCUCAUCUACCGCAUCGGCAAGCUGCUGACACUGCUCGUCGGCGUGCUGCCGGGCCUCAUUCUCUUCGCGCCCGUCUUCAUUGCGGCCAAGGUCAUCUCCAUUCGCAAGGCUAAGCAGGCGCUCGCCGGAUCGACGGUCAAGAUCCAGGGCCGCGACGUCAUGGCGACGUGGAAGCUGAUGGUCGCCAUCUUCUUCGCACCGACGCUGUACAACUUUUACUCGGCCGUCGUCACGUGGCGCGUCUACGUCGACCACCUCUGGGGCACGGUGCCGGCGUGGGUGCCGUGGUGGACAGCGUACCUCGUCAUGUGGCCGCUCAUGGUGGGCAUCAGCUUCGCGGCGCUACGCUUUGGCGAGGUGGGCAUGGAUAUUUUCAAGUCGCUGCGGCCGCUCGUGCUGUGCCUCAACCCGGCGUCGAGCUACAACAUUCACCACCUGCGCGAACGGCGCGCGCAGCUCAGCACGGAGGUCACGGACGUCAUCAACACGCUGGGGCCCGACAUGUUUCCCGACUUUGACAAGACGCGGCUCGUGGCAGACUCGCAGGGCAGCAGCCGAGGCACGGCAGCCACAGCAGACGGCCGGCCCUCGACGCCGCCAUAUCAGCAGCAGCAGCAGCCGCCGUAUGGUCAGCGACGCGACAGCGAUGCGUCAAGCAAUUACGAUGCGCAGACACCGCCAUCGCUCGGACGGCGCAACACAACCAUGUCGAGCCGCGGGCUGCCGCGCAACGAGUCGUUCAGCAACAUUGGCGGCGUGGGCAUCUUCUCGACGCGGGCCGCCGUCGCGGUCGAGAAGCCGCAGCCGCAGCAGCAGCAGCGGCGGUGGCUUCGGCUCGGGCGGGUUCCCUGUCAGCGGGUUCACGACGCUCGAUUCGCAGGGUGGGUUCGAGGUGGCGAGCAAGAAGAUUCGCGAGGCGAUGAAGUUGCGCAGGCGGAAGAGCGGCGACGUCAGGAAGAUUGA
Messenger RNA from Verticillium alfalfae VaMs.102, 2094 nucleotides. RefSeq names its product glycerol-3-phosphate O-acyltransferase. Gene Ontology annotation, molecular function: glycerol-3-phosphate O-acyltransferase activity; glycerone-phosphate O-acyltransferase activity. Gene Ontology annotation, biological process: phospholipid biosynthetic process. The transcript is spliced from 3 exons. The record is from RefSeq and is a predicted model, not a curated record. NCBI's taxonomy places the organism in Eukaryota, Fungi, Ascomycota, Sordariomycetes, Glomerellales, Plectosphaerellaceae. Gene Ontology annotation, cellular component: endoplasmic reticulum membrane. The coding region runs from base 1 to 2094 and encodes 697 amino acids.